Molecule: messenger RNA, 2811 nt
Organism: Vigna angularis (adzuki bean)
Lineage: Eukaryota; Viridiplantae; Streptophyta; Magnoliopsida; Fabales; Fabaceae
Exons: 7
Coding region: 233-2722 (829 amino acids)
Source: RefSeq, a predicted model, not a curated record
UUCAUCCCUUAUUCUGGAUUAGGGUUAAGAUUUCAAUAUUGCACAAACUUGGACUCACUCCCUCUAAGUUGACUCACAUCAUCGCCACUGUAAAAGCCCCAAACUUUUCCCACCCCUUUUAUGCUCAAACUCCAAAGUCGUGAUUUUGUUGCUCCCAAAUGCAUGUUAUGUAUGAGGGCACUGUUGUUCCUGAAAAAUACACACAACUUUGGUGUUUGGUAAGCAACAAAUAAUGAGUGGCCAAAGCCAGAGUUGUUUAAGCAAUGGAACCGAACGAUCAAGGAUGCAUUGGACUCCAUUGAUGGAACGCUACUUCAUUGAUCUCAUGUUGGAGCAUUUGCAGAGAGGGAACAGGGUUGGCCACACUUUCAACAAACAAGCUUGGACAGACAUGCUCAACUCGUUCAAUGCUAACUUUGGUUCACAGUUCGACAAAGAUGUCCUGAAAACUCGGUAUACCAAUUUGUGGAAGCAGUUCAAUGAUGUCAAGAGUCUUCUUUCUCAAUUCGGUUUUUCGUGGGAUGCUGCCCGGCAAAUGGUUGUGGCUGAUGAUGAUUCUGUUUGGGAUGUUUAUUUGAAAUCUCACCCUGAUACUAGAUGCUACAGGACAAAAGCAGUGUUGAACUUUGAUGAUUUGUGUGUCAUAUAUGGCAACGUUGUUGCUGACGGAAGAUAUAGUUUAUCUAGCCAUGAUGUACGCCUUGAUGAUAAAUUGCUAGGACUGCAUUUGGUUGAUGCAACAGGAACCGUUGCUGUACCAAGUUCUGAGCGUACCAGGACGGAUUGGACUGCUUCUAUGGACCAGUUGUUUAUAGAGCUUAUGGUUGAUCAGUUGAGUAGGGGCAAUCGAGUGGACAAUGGAUUCAAUAAAAAAGCUUGGACAGAUAUGCUAGCCAUUUUCAAUUCUAAGUUUGGAUGUCAGCAUGGUAGAAGGGUUUUAAAGAAUCGGUUCAAGAAACUGUUGAAAUACUACCGAGAUAUAACAAAUCUUGUAAAACAAGGCUUUUCGUGGAAUGAACAACAACAAAUGCUUUUGGCUGAUGAUGAUAUCUGGGAUUCUUAUGUCAAGGCACAUCCGCAUGCACGAAUAUAUAGAUCGAAAACUUUGCCAAACUAUCGUGAUUUAGAAUUAAUAUUCAGAAACGUGUCUGAAAAUGAGAUCAGUAAUUUGCAACCGGAGAAAAAUCACGAAGAUGUCAUAUCAGAAGAAACAAAGGACGGCCUUAAGAUCUCUGGAGAACUUAGUAGUUACCUCUGUGAUCAUUUCCCUGAAGGUGAAGUAAAAGGAAGUCGCAACCCAAGUGGCACUGACCGAACUAGAACAUAUUGGACACCCCCAAUGGACAGAUGCCUCAUUAACUUGUUAUUGGACCAAGUCAAACAUGGAAAUAGACUUGGGCAGACAUUCAUUUCCCAGGCAUGGAAUGACAUGAUUACAUCUUUCAAUGAACAAUUCAAUUCUCAAUAUGACAAAGAUGUUCUGAAGAAUCGUUACAAACAUUUGAGGAAACAGUUCAAUGAUGUAGACCAUCUUCUUCAGCAUGAUGGGUUCUCAUGGGAUGAUACAAGAGAAAUGAUUGAUGCAGAGGAUCAUGUUUGGGAUUCAUAUACUAAGGCACACCCUGAAGCUCGAUCACUUAGAGUUAAAACCUUGCCUGACUAUGGGAAAUUGUGUAUAAUAUUUGGAGCGAAAGGUGAACAGAAGAAUGACGUUUUCUCAAAUUAUGAUGCUGGUUCUACAGUAGAGUGGACAGAAUCAAUGGAACGCUGUUUUGUUGACCUUAUGAUUGAGCAAGUAAAUAAUGGAAAUGGGAUUGAAAAUCUAUUCAAUGAGGAAGCUUGGAUGCAUGUUGCCCAAACAUUCAACGGUAGAUGGGGACUCCAAUCUGAUAAGAAGGUUCUAAUGGAUCAAUAUUUAUGCUUGAUGAAGAAACAUGAUGACAUCUACAACAUUCUCAGUCACAGUGAGUUUGCAUGGAAUGAAACCCUACAAACAAUAAUUGCUGAGGAUGAUGUCUGGGAUGCAUAUAUUAAGGAUCAUCCAGAUGCCAUCUCAUAUAAAAACAAGUGUUUGUAUCUUUUCCAUGAUUUAUGCAAGAUUUUCGGAAACAAAGUAAUGGAAAUAUCAAAUGUCAAAGUGAGUAAUCUGGAGCAGCUUCACUUGAAGGAAGAAGAUUAUUUUACCAUUGACAUGGGUUUGGAUGAAACGUCUGAAGAUUUGGUUGAUAUCAUCAAUGUUGACAUAUCAGAGCAAGAUCUGGGAAGGGGAAGGGAAAAUGAUGGUGAGGAAUCAUUUGGGAAUUUGGUGGUGAGUGGCAGCAAUGAAAUUGACAUUGUGGCCGUUGAAACAAAUGGAAAUUUAGAUGUGGCUAGUAACAAUGAAACAUCGAUCCAAGACAGAGAAAAACCAAUGACACACCAUGUCAGGAAAAGGCCUGGUACGAUGAUGUCUAGAGACUCGACACUUCACAAAAAGAAGCUGCGAAUGAAAGAAGCUUUGUCUGAGAUGGCUAGUGCUGUGAAGGCACUGAUGAAUAAGAGAGAGAACAGCAAUUCAUCAUUUGAAGAUGCUUUGAGUGUUCUUCAGGCUAUGCCUGACAUAGAUGAGGAGUUAGUAAUGGAUGCUUCUGAUCUGUUGGAAGAUGAGACGAAGGCAAAGAUAUUUUUAGCUUUGGACACUUCUUUGAGAAAGAAGUGGUUGCUUAGAAAGCUUCGACAGUAAAAACCACAUCACUCAACUGUACAUUCUUCUUUUCCAUCUCCAGAUUCUGCUAUCCAUCUGCUGCAAAAGAAUCAGAAUCGAUUUCUUCC